Trifolium pratense (red clover) is the source of this 2186-nucleotide messenger RNA. RefSeq names its product protein FAF-like, chloroplastic. NCBI's taxonomy places the organism in Eukaryota, Viridiplantae, Streptophyta, Magnoliopsida, Fabales, Fabaceae. The transcript has 2 exons. Bases 172 to 1845 code for a protein of 557 amino acids. The record is from RefSeq and is a predicted model, not a curated record.
AUCAUGCAUUGCACUCUCAACUAUAUUCAUACAUACAUUCUCAACUAUCUUGUGUUACAAUUUGCACUCUCACAGUGGUCUCUAUCUCUAACUAGAGAUAGACCUCUGUCUUUGCUUUGCUUUGCUUUGCUUUGCUAUCUCAAGUCAAGCUAAGUGCAAUUUUUAUCGGAGAUGUCAAUUUGUAUGACAAUGAAGAUAGAAGAAGACACUGUGCUGAAUCAGAAGCAAGGGAUAGUCACUAUCUUGAACUGUAACAGUGACACUAAUUUCACACCUACAUCACCUCCAUCUCUAAGAAGAACUCUCUCAGCUGACAUGUCAUCAAAGAAAUGGUUUCCACAAAAUGGAAACUCGAACCCCAUCAAAAAGAAUUCAUCAUCUGAAAACCUCUUUCAGCUGCACUCGAACAAGUCAUUUUCAUCCUCGGAUGAAGAUGAUGAGUUCAAAGAAACUAAGAUGAUUGAUGAAGUUGAAGAUGAAGCUGAGAGAGAAAGGCUUGAGAUUUGGAGUUCAAUUCAAAAGAACAAAAAAGAAGAGCAACAAAAAAGUGGGUCAUUUGAUACUUGGAGUUCACUCAUGUCUUUGAAGACUAAGGAUGAAAUCUCCAAAUCUCUUCCACCAUACAUUCAUCCUCUUGCGAAGAGGACGAAAAGUUCUUUGUCUAGGAAGAGCCUUGAGAUUUGCACCGAGAGUCUCGGAUCUGAGACUGGUUCAGAUGGAUUGGUGUUUUCUUAUCCUCCAUCUGAGAGUCCUGGAUCCAAGACUAGUUCUGAUGGGUUGUUGUCUUCUUAUCCUCUGUUUGAGAUAGAGGAUACAAAAGAACAACAACACCAACAAGAACAAGAAGAGAAAAAAGAUGAUGAAGAUGAAGAAGAAACGGAAGAAGUGUUGGAAGUGGCAAGGUUCAAUUAUGGUAGUGUUGCCGCUACUACUAAGAAGUCGCAACCACGAUCCUUCCCUCCACCACUUCCUUCGCUCUCUCGCCAAGAUGGUCCAUCUCUUCACAUGAGGCCACACCGCGACAACGGAAGGUUGGUUUUAGAAGCUGUAUCUCUUCCUUCAUUGAACAACUUCUCUGUUCAACGCCAAGACGGACGACUUGUACUCACUUUCGCCAAUCAAAAUGAAGAAGUUGAUGAGAAUGAUGAGAAAGAAAAUGAUGGAGUAGGUGAGAUGGAGGAAGAGUUUGAAGGGUUUGAAGAAGAAGAAGAAAAAGAAGAUGAAAAUGAAUAUGAAGAUGAAGUUAAUCAAGAUGAAGAAUUUGAGAGUGUGAUGGAGAAAGGGUCAUUAAUGUCUUUUGAGAAAACUACUAUUAAAAGUAGUGUUCAUUGGAUAGGAUCUAAUAAGAGCAAUAACAAUAUGGUGAAUAAGCAAAUUGGGCUAGUGAAUAGGAAUCCAAUGUGGUCAAAGAAGUUCAAUAAUGAAGUGGAUAACAAAAACUUUGAAGACAAAGAUGUUCAAAUGGUUGAAGCUAGUCAAAUGGUAAAAUCACUUCCACCAAGGCCAAGAGUUGCAAGAUUGAUUCCAUCAGCACCAAAUGCAGCAACUGGUUCUUUCAACUUGAAUUCUUAUGAACAUUAUUGGAGGACCACAAAACCAACAUCAACAAAAGGUGCUAAUUAUCCACUUGGCCAUUAUCAAGAGAACAACAACAAUAAUAAGAGUAAGAUUGUUGUGUCUACAAAAGGUGAGAUGAAGAACAUGAACAAAAACUCCAAUGAUAAGCAACAAGUUUUGGUUCUCAAAGGAAAGAAUGGUGAUUACUUGGUUCAUAAUUUGAAGAGUUGCAAGGAUUCAAGAAGGUCUUUUCUAUUUUGGGAACCAUAUUGCAUUGCUACCUCAUGAGUCACACCUAAACAAUCACAAAAGUUUACUACUACUAUUUCUAAUUAAUCCAACAACAUCCAUUGCUUAAAUUCAAACACUAAUAUCUUCGUUUCUUUUUAUAAGCACCCUUUUGCACGAUACAAAAGGAGUUUAUAAUUAGAUACAGAGGUAGUAUUUAUUACUCCAUGUAUCCUUUUUAUUAAGUCUACUUAGUUCAACUCCUACAAGGAGUUCAAGGAGUUGUAAUGUAGUGUAGUCAAAUAAAAGAAAAGGAUAGUGAGAAUUACUACUUUAAUUAUUUGUAACUUAAUUGUAAGGUGUCAUAUAAUUUAUAAUAUAAUAAAAUAUAUAUUUAUCUA